AUGCCACCACCACCACCAUCAAAACCACCGCCAUCACCCCCCCUCAUAACCCCAACAUCUCCCAAAUCCCUAUCCACAAUCUUAACAAACGACCGUAACAUCCUACACCUCCUCGUCUACAAGACCAAAAACCAACAUCGUUCCUCCCUCUGGUUCAAAUGGCUACAAAUGCUCAAACGCUCGUUGGAGCGUAUAACAGACCAUCUACAACAUACAUACCCAGAUAAAGAUAAAGAUAAAGAUAAAGAUAAAAACAAAGAUACUUCCUCCUCAUUACCCUCGGUUUCAAAUGCAAACUCAGAUCUAGAAUCAAAUUCAGACUCGGAUUCAGACUCAGAAGAAUCCCUCACAACCCUCCUAAAAUCCGACAAGACCUUCGUGGUAUUACUACAAAGACUAUGGAUCGCUAUAAUCCCGAACGCUCACAGGGCUUUUACAACAUUAAUCACUUCUACACAAUACGCAGCAAUGGGUAUGGUAAUGCUAGGAUGCCUGGCUAGGGUUCAUGAGGUUCUAAAGCCAUUCGCAGAUGAAGAGAUAACAGGGACGACAUCAACAGAUCAGGAUAUCGAUACUACCAACGAUAUUGAAGAAACUACCCCUUCAAAACUAUACACUAAAGAAAAUGACGAAGAAGAAGGAGGAGGAGAAGAUACGGGAGAAGUAAUCAGUCGAGACUCCUUCGUUAUCCAAAACCACCAACGAACUCGAAAGGCACAGAUAGACGUAACAGAGGAAGACGAAGGAAUAGUUAUAAAACGACAAAAAGUCGAAUUACAAACGAACAGAAGAUCUUUAACACCCCUGACUGCCGAUAAAUCAACUUCAACGAAAAAGGUUCUAGAGAAGAAGAGGACGGCAAUUGACGAUUUAUUUGCGGACUUUUGA
Messenger RNA from Orbilia oligospora ATCC 24927, 888 nucleotides. RefSeq lists its product as uncharacterized. Gene Ontology annotation, molecular function: rRNA primary transcript binding. Lineage: Eukaryota; Fungi; Ascomycota; Orbiliomycetes; Orbiliales; Orbiliaceae. The record is from RefSeq and is a predicted model, not a curated record. The coding region runs from base 1 to 888 and encodes 295 amino acids. The transcript has a single exon. Gene Ontology annotation, cellular component: ribonuclease MRP complex. Gene Ontology annotation, biological process: maturation of 5.8S rRNA from tricistronic rRNA transcript (SSU-rRNA, 5.8S rRNA, LSU-rRNA); nuclear-transcribed mRNA catabolic process, RNase MRP-dependent.